AUGAGGCAGAAGCUUCUCUCGAUCAAGAUCGGCGACUGGAUCGUGUACUUCCGUCGCGGCAAGAAUACCGGAUCCCGAGGUUCGUGGUUUGGACUUGCGAGAGUUUUGGCCAUCGAACCGAAGGUCAACUUCAAGUUUGAACGUGCGGGCGAAUCCGCUUCGAUCGAGGACGAGAUUUCGGUGGCGACCUGCCCUCGGAGCGCGAGAUUGCGGAGAGCCUUGCAGAUUUACCAGAGCAACCAGGACCAGGUGAAGAUUUUCGCCAAGGAGAUCGUCACGAAUUUCAUGAUAGUGCUCCGGCUGGAGACGACGGUGCAAACCUACAUCCAGUCCCUCGAGAGGAUCCUUCAGAUUUGUCCCGAGUGCCCGUGCCAGAAGAUGAGGAUGGAACAGGGUAGCCCGGCAGAGCCAUUUGGGGUGGGACCCGACUCUGCGGACGGGCCGGUCGCAGAGGGUUUCGCGGGAAGCCAGGAUCCUGCAGGGGAGGCCCCCACUAGUGAAGCAGAUAAACGUGACUUAACGGAGCCAGAGGCCAAGCGCAUCAAGCUCGGCGAGAUGGAUUUCAUGACGUGCGACGUCGUGGGCGAGGUCAGGUACCUGGAGGCAUGGGACAACCUACACCAUCAGUCCGUGGUCUACCUGAAGGACACGACCAUUGAGCGUGAAGUUAUCGAGGUCGCGACCGAUUUCGCUCACAUUGGAGUUUUCCUUCAAGACUCUACGGUCUGGCUUUCCAAGAGGCUAGGCGGCGGCAGAGCGACAGAAGUCACCUAUUCCAAGUUGGCGCCUGGGCAGCAGCUUGAACUUGACGAGGCUAUGUGCAAGGAGAUCAGCCAAGUUAUUGCGACCAAGGUCCUGAAGCGGAUCGCCCAGGAGGAGCUCACUGAGAUCGACGAGUCGCGACUGCUCAAGAUGCGCUGGGCUCUCACUUACAAGUACCAGGAGGGUGGCGCACGCAAGCCGAAGGCUCGCUUCGUCAUUUUGGGCUACCAGCACCCGAGCCUGACGGAUCUCGCUACGGUGGCGCCUACGCUGGGGAAGCUGGCUCGCAAUCUGCUGUUCCAGAUGUGCGCGCAGCACAAGUUCAAGCUUAAGUUCGGCGAUGUCAGUUCAGCCUUCCUCCAGACCGAUGCGAGCGAGGAGUUCGAGAGUCUCAAUGUGAAGGUUCCUACGGAAGUGGCUCAUGCCUUUCCGCAUGAGCUUGGGCGCCCCUCGCAGAUUUUGAAGAUGGUCAAGUCUUUCUAUGGCUUGACAACGGCUCCGAGAGCAUGGUGGCUUGAUAUCUCACGCAAACUUCGGGGCCGAGGUUGGCGACAACUACGUGCAGAUCAAUGCGUGUGGAUUCUGUUGGACUCCAAUAGCCAGUUGACGGGUAUCAUUGGCGUCCACGUGGAUGACUUCAUCAUUGGUGGCGACGAGACGUCGAAGUUGUACGAGGACGCGGAGAAGGCCAUCAGGCACCUCUACCGAUGGGGAGCAUGGACUUCCGUUCAAGGAUUUUUUUCGAUCACGUUGGACCUCUACGACUACACGAACACAUUCAUCACGGAGGCCGAGAUCGACGCUGAUCGCAAGAAGCAGGCUCAUCUACCACUCGAGCCGAAAGAGAUUUCACUACUUCGUGGAGUACUGGGUACAGCCAGUUGGAGAGCACAACAAGUGUCUCCACAAUAUGCCGUGGAUGUUGGGCUGGCAUUAUCUCACGUCAACAACGCCAAGAUCAGUGACCUGGUGAACGCCAACAAGCUUGUCAAGGAUAUGCGAAAAUCCGCUUCGCAGGUGAUCAAGUUCCACCAGCUCGAGAACUACGACUGGCAUGAGUUAUGGAUGGUGCAGUGGGCCGAUGCUAGUGACAAGCUCAGGCCCGACGGCAGCAAGACUGGCGGGCUGGUGACAGGUCUCUCGACCCCUGACUUUGCGAACGGCAGCAUGGCAAAUGUUUCCAUAUUGGGUUGGGGAUCUUUCAAGCUACCUAGUAAAAUCUCGGGCUCCAACAACAACGAGACGCAGUCGACCGCGUUCUGUGACGAGGUGCUAUGGUUAUCCAGAUUGUUGUCGGCAGAGUUACAUGGAGUUGAGCCGACUCGUUGGAAGUUGGACGACGCAGUCAAGACAGUACCAGGGAUGUUCAUUACAGAUUCACGUGGCAUCUAUGAUGCGAUUUUGAAGUCAGAGUCUCCUCAGCUGGGCAUGCGCCGUUUCAGAUCAGGUGAGGAGGCCAGAGGCAUUAAGGAGCAUAUUUUUGCGCACGGACGUUUCUAUUCGAUGGGUGAAUGGUCUAGCGAUGCUGGCAGACAGUUUGUCGAAGCCGGGAUAUCCGGCUCGACAUGUGAUGGAAAAAUUUUUGACUACACAGCGCUGGAAGUGCACUUUUGA
Molecule: messenger RNA, 2376 nt
Organism: Prorocentrum cordatum
Lineage: Eukaryota; Dinophyceae; Prorocentrales; Prorocentraceae
Source: the annotation of a GenBank genome assembly